Cylindrotheca closterium is the source of this 1389-nucleotide messenger RNA. Lineage: Eukaryota; Bacillariophyta; Bacillariophyceae; Bacillariales; Bacillariaceae. The record is from the annotation of a GenBank genome assembly.
AUGGACGACGACAUUUUGGAUGAUGUUCAACAUCGACCUUCCAGUUCCCUGUUGACAUGUUCUUUUAAUCAAGACGGAGGCUGUUUGGCGGUGGGAACGACAACAGGGUUUUCCGUACACAAUCUACAUCCACAAUAUUCUCAAACUGUGGAACGAGAACUCCGAGGAGGAAUUGGUCAAGUGGAAAUGCUCUUUCGUUGCAACUUGAUGGCCCUUGUGGGAGGAGGUUCCACGCCUCAUUCAGCUCCUCACCGGGUCUUAAUUUGGGAUGAUCACGUUCCCAAGGAAAUUGGAGAACUCAGUUUUCGUCAAGUCGUGCUCAGCGUCAAACUGCGGAAGGAUGCCAUUGCCAUCGCGCUCAAGGAUCGUGUCUAUAUUUAUAACUUGACGGAUUUGACUCUAAGGGACAAAAUAUACACAGCAGACAAUCCUCAUGGACUACUCUGUCUGAGUACCCAAGUACAGGAAAUGGUAUUGGCGUGCCCCUCCGUGACGCCCGGCCAUGUACGAGUGGAAUUGUAUGCACACCGCAAAACCGUGUUACUAGAGGCACAUGACGGUGAAUUGCGUGGACUUUGUUUGACUGCCAAUGGAAACAAAUUGGCGACUGCCUCCGUCAAGGGAACCAUUAUUCGAGUCUGGGAUAUUGCGAGCAAGUCUUGCAUUCACGAAUUCCGUCGUGGGGUGGAACGGGCGACGAUUACCUGUUUGACAUUUUCGUGGGAUGAUCAAUGGCUUGGCAGUUGCAGUGAUAAGGGUACAGUGCAUGUUUUCCAUUGCAAACAGGAAACUGAGGACGGCAAAAAGAAAAGUUCCAAAUCAACAUUUUCCAGAUUACUGAGCAGUACCACGAGCCAAAAACCCAAGAGUAUUUGUCAAAUUCGAGGUAUUCCACAUCCUAUUGCUUGUGCUUUUGUGGGAGACGUACCGAAUAUGAUUGCCAUUAGUGGAUGGGAUGCCGAUGGUAAUGGAGUCUUGCUCAUGUCAGAAUUUGCGGCACACCAGGAAGCCCGGCGAGUUGCCUAUCAUGUCUUGGUGAAGAACUCGGUGGAAGAAACCGAAGAGGAAAGACGGCGGCGAAGGGCGCGUGGUUGGAAACCAAAAGUACCGGAUACCCCCGACAAUGAUUUUGGGAAUAUGCAGAUCACGGAACCAUCCAUGAACCACUUGUCCACACAAACUACGGACGAUGACUUUUGCGAAGUUGUUUUUGAUCUUCCUCUCAAGGAACCUGCAAUUGAGGACAAGGCAAAUGCAGAUGCCCCAUCUUCUUCCGACAACGGUGAAAAGAAAAAUUCUGAUGCAGCUAUCGUCGGGGGAAAUCAAGACAAGUAUAAGGCAGAAAGGAAAGACGAGAAUUUGGACGAAUUUCUGGAAGCCACGCAAUAA